Molecule: messenger RNA, 336 nt
Organism: Durusdinium trenchii
Lineage: Eukaryota; Dinophyceae; Suessiales; Symbiodiniaceae
Source: the annotation of a GenBank genome assembly
AUGUUGUUCAGGCUUUUGGGGGGACAUUUGUUAUUUAGCUGGGGCUAUUUACCGUGUGCCUCUAAACAUGAGCUAAAGUCAAAUGAAGAUGUGUUGCAUGGCAAAUCAUGGCAACGUGCACUGAUUUCUGCUGAGGGCUUCUUGCGUCAUCAGCUCAACAACCCCUGUGAUGACCAAUUCGAGGACUACAAAGCUUGCAUAUUGGAGGAGUUGGCGGCUCGCGGCGUGCGCUUGCCAGGCCAAUCGUUGCUGCUUGGUUUUCUUCCGGCGUUGCGGCUGUUUUGUUUUGAUGCGCAGGUUUGUUUAGUUUGGCUUUCUUGUGAGAUCACUUACUAA